Molecule: messenger RNA, 672 nt
Organism: Knipowitschia caucasica
Lineage: Eukaryota; Metazoa; Chordata; Actinopteri; Gobiiformes; Gobiidae
Source: the annotation of a GenBank genome assembly
AUGGGUGUGGACGUCAGCAGCAGGAGUGAGACAGCAGCAGACACAGUGGACCUCCGCAGCAGCAGCAUGUAUCUCCUGCUCCUCCUCACUGGCUUUGUCCUCCUUCACCAAGGCUCCACGCUGGUGUGUAACAACUGUAAGACCCGGGAAGACACUUGUGACAGUGACCAAAUCCAGUGUCCUGCCAAGUCCACUCACUGUGGGACGUAUGAAGUGAAAGCCGACAGUGAGACGUUCUCAACAUAUGCGUUCAUGAUAGGAGGGUGCUUUAAGGCCGAGGACUGUCAGACUGUCAUGUUCGACUUUGAUUUUGGCCAGAUCACAUACAUCAUCAGCUGCUGCAACACGGACAAGUGCAACACCGGGCUCCCCACACUGCCACAUCACAGACAAAACCCCAAUGGGAAGAAAUGUUACAGCUGCGGCGAAACGUGCGAGGAGUCUCUGGAUUGUUACGGCGAGCAAACCUACUGCGCCACUAUGACAGAUAACGGAAAAAUGAGGAAAGGAUGUGCCACCAAGAGCAUCUGUAAGAACCCUCCUCUGUUCAUUCAGGAGAACAUCAAGAACAUCACCUGCUGCGACACGGACUUCUGCAACAGCAGCGACGGCAUCAGAACCAGUCUCCUGCUGGUCACCGCAAUGUCCACGUUACUAUUUUACUUCACUUAA